CAACGCUGAAGCGAUUACUCAGAUUUUCGAACAAAGAACGCGUACGUUCGAGAAACAUCGCAGGUGAACGUUCAAAGAUAAAAACCUAAAUAUUUUCUAUGCAAUACAAAACUUCAACGCAAAAUGGAAAGUUCACACAGAACUAUUCUUGAACGCUUACGGAAGAAGAUAAUUCUCGAUUUAGACGUAGAUAAUGAUAUUAUACGCCCUUUGAAAGCCGAAUUUAUUUUACACGACAGAGAUGUGGAACGCAUCAAUGCUGGAACUGAUAACCAGGCUAAAGCUAGCAUUUUGUUGGAUAUACUUCCAGGAUGUGGCCCACGCUCCUUCGAUAUCUUUCACCAAGCAUUAAAACAUCAUUACGAGUGGCUUAGCGACGCUAUAGAUGAGUUGCUCAGUAACGACAAAGCAGAAAGAAAUGGGGUAGAUUGUUGUUACGCAAGCAUACCACCCAUUUCCCCGCUAUCAGUUACUAGAGAAGAAAAGAUUAUCCAGUUAAAAAAUGCUUUGCAGCAAUUAAAGCCUGGGGAAUAUGUUACGUUACAUAGUAUGAAAGGAUUUGGAAAGUCAUGUUUAACUGCUCUUACGAUGAAAGACAUGAAAUUAGUGACAAAUCUGUUCGCAUGCCAGGUUUAUUGGAUCAAAUUUGUUUGUGAACGUCCGGUCGACGAAGAAAUAUUAAUUCAAUUAAACACGCUAUAUCACAAUGUGAAAAACUUAAAAAUCCAAAUAGAAGUAUUCACUCUGCUGGAAAAAGAUUCCUUGAUCCGGUUUUUGGAGCAUUAUUUCAGUAAACCGACCAAUCAAAAUGCCUUAUUAAUUUUAGACGACGUUUUCGACAAGAAAAUUAUCAAAGCUUUUGAUUUUAAUUGUAAGACAUUAGUUCUUACCACCGACAUUGAUGUUUUAGACGGGAAAAGUAUCAAGCAAACAAUAAAGUUGGAUGACGGAUUUACAGAAGCUGAGACUCUCGGUUUAUUCGCUCAAGUGUUGGAUAUACCUGUAAACAAAUUACCCCCAGAAGCAAAGAGUAUUCACAGAGAAUGCAAGGGAAUGCCGUUACUCAUAGCUAUGUUUGCGGCACACUUUGAACAAUUUAAAGAAGACAUGGUGGAUGGAACGCGUGAUAGAUGGAAAUAUUAUCUAGAAUCUUUGAGAAAAAAGGAUCCGAACAACAGAGUAAUCAAAAAGUUCUUAGAAAAGCAAGAGAUUAUUUUUGAUAUGUGUAUUGAUCAACUGAAACCAGAUUUGAAAGAGCAGUACAAACAACUAGCUAUUUUCAAUGAAGAUGUUAACAUAACGCGAAAUGCGUUACAAAUUAUCUGGAAUCAAAGCAUAUUCGACGUGGAUGAACUGAUGCUGGAUCUGUGUCACAAAUCACUUGCCGCGAAACAAUGGAACAAGGACACAAAGAGCUACAUUUACGGUGUGCACGAUUUACUGUUAAGCCAUCUGCGGAAAAAAUUAAAGCCGGACGAACUGACACAGUUGCACAAGUCGGUUGUUGAGAAAUAUCGUAAAUACUGCAACAACGAUUUCUCAAAGUUACCGAACGACAAUUACAUAUAUUCCUACAUUGGCCACCAUUUGGAACAAGCCAAGUUGUACGAGGAUUUCCCGAAACUUUACUUGAACUUUGAUUUUAUCCAAGCUAAAAUAAUGCACUCAGGUUUGAGCGAUCUAUUGCUAGAUCUAACGAAAUAUCGCACGUACAUAACGUGUGACAGCAAUAAGGAAUAUGUCUCCGACUUGGAAACAUUUCUCCAAGAGCAAGUGAGCGUUAUAGCAGAACACAGACGCAAAAAGUGCCUCGAUAUAAUCCAAAUCGCGAUGAAUUCCUUGCACGAAGGUUAUAUCACCCAAAAGGCAAGAGAUCUGGCUACAGAAAGACAAAAAUAUCUUUAUUUAUCUCACGAUAAAAAGCCCGCGCAAACCAAUACGGCGCUCAGCGAGGAGAUGUCAACUGAAAUAUGUAUAUCAUCCUUCACGGACGAUCCUAACUUGAUUUUAACUGGGUAUACCUCAGGCAAAGUAAUUUUGUGGAACUGCGAGAACAAACAACAAACUGCCUUCAACAGUCGCAGUAACGAAUCUCCCGUUAAAAAGAUCGUUGUAUCCGAAGAUGGUAACGAAUUCCUAAUAUUGACCGACGACGGCGUGGUAAAAAUGUUCCAUCUAUCCUAUGAUGAACAAGAUUAUCGAUGUUGUACGCGCGUACGUAGUCCCAAGGAGAAGCAAGCGAGUUGGACCGGGUUCUUUACAAACGACAAUAAUCAGGACGACAGUUUAUCGAAAUUGUCGAUCAACGAUGAAAUUAUAUUGGACGUGAUAUUCGGGAACGAGGAUGAAUUCAUCGCUACAUGUACCAACACAGGAGAGAUACAGAUAUGGGAUCUGGAUGGUAAAAUCAUAUAUAAGAUAAAUGACAAAAAUCUAAAAUCCAAUUCAAUUACAAAAAUAGCAUUCACUGAUAAGGGUAUGCUGUUACAUGUCAUGAAUGAAUCGAAGGGUUCAUUCUGCGUGUACUCCAGAGACAGUACUGUUCACAGCAAAUACAAUUAUGUCAGCUCUUAUAAUAUACAUGAGAAACAGGUUAUUUAUUUCCAUAAGGUGCCUUUGCACGAUAAUUCCUUAAUGAUCGUGACAACUAAGAGAGCUCUUUAUGUAAAGUGGGUGCAAGUGACAAACCAACAGUCAAUAUGCAACUUUAUAAAACAGGAAAGGGCAUAUGUAGAAAACGAUACAGUAACCUAUAUCUGUGCUGCUAUUACCUAUGAUGGAGAGUUUUUGGUUGUGGCUGAUUCUGCUGGUUUUAUCAACAUAUGGCAUACAGAUGUUGGCCAGCCUAUUGCAACAUAUAAGAAUCAUGUCACGUCUCUAGAUACUUAUUGGUUCAAGGAUCAAGACUAUCAUCUUAUAUGCGGAAGCAGAAACAAUUUGCUACACAGAUGGAAAUUGCCAGUGCAUAUGUCACCAGCAUUAGUAAGGAAAUCCCUAUUUGACGCUAUUGUUCAACCUUAUGGCAAAGAGGACAUUAUAGUGAAAGAAAGCUACACGAAUCAUAUGGUAGUAUUGCGUGGGGAAACAGAAAUAGGAAAAUUCACGUAUAUCUCAACAGUAGGUAAAAUAUCGAGCGUGAAAUUGUUUUGUAAUGGAGAAAAAGUGUUGUACACCUUAGAAAAGAAAUUUGUGUCGAUCAACAACAACAAGCUCAUGAUAUACGAUAUACAAACUGAUAAGUCAUUUGCCAUUUUCGAAUCAAAGAACCACAUAGAAUUCGAUAUUUUAAACAUUGAUGGUAAUGAUAUAAUCGUCAGUAGAGAUACGGACAACAGUUUGAGGGUAUGGCAAAACCCUAAAGUGACAUACUUGAUAGAUACUACAGGAGGAGGACGAGUUUCAUUUAUUCACAAACUGAACGAUAACUAUGUGAUAACGAUCACGCAGAAUGGUACCAUAUUGAUCUGGUUUGUAGAUCAACCAAUCUGGCUGAGAGGAGACCGAAAAGAUAUUCCUAGUUCAGCGGAUACAAGCAUCUCGUUUAGUUGUCUGAGUCAUCUGAAAACUUAUUUAGCAGUUUUCAAAAAAUCGAAGGCAAGGAAAUGCAUACUGUAUCUCAUCACCUUCUAUGAAAACAAAGAUUUAGUGCCACAACGUAUAGAAAUGGAAGUUUACCUCACUCAUAGUUUCGCACAGGAAGUAACCUGUUGCGACAUUUCGCAGAAUGACCAAUAUAUCGCCGUUGGUCUUGAAACGGGAUUAAUCUCUAUUUUCGACAUACAAGAAAAGAAGGAGAUACAACAAUUGAGCUUUCAUUAUAAUCCUAUCAAGCAAUUGUCUUGGGGCCCGAUUGCCUUAGAGGCACCGAUUCUACUUUCAUUAGCGGACGACGAGCUAGCUUGGUGGAACGUUUCUCUAAAUAAUAAAGUCAACGUGAAGAGAAGAAGUCGAAUGGGCAUUACUCAGAGCAAUAGCACCCCUUCGUUCAAUGCAAAUAACACAUGCCCGAUAAAAAUGCCUAAUAGCCAAAGCUUAAAUGCCAGUGUAUCUAAUUUACAACAUAACACGGAAUCAAGCGCGGAUAUGAACAGCGUCGACUUUACAUGUACAAAUUGGAAGGACAAGGUAAGCAAAGAUCCCGAAAUACCAGCAUUGCUAGCGGCCGUUGAACUGUCACACUGUCGGACCGAAAAAGUAUGCAUCUCCCCGGAUUUCACUAAAUUCGUCAUGGUUGAUAUUUACGGGUCCGUAAGUACAUUUCAACCAUUUCAACCAUUAUUCAAACAUAAUACUUGCAAGUCCGUAAAUACACUUCAACUGUUUAGCAAACUUGAUAAAAAAUGCGAUCUAUUAUAAAGGCUGUGUAUAGCAUUAAUUUGAAUGCAAUUCUUCGGAAUGUGCAAUUAUACAUGUGAUAAAAGAUUGCUUUACGCAGCAGAAUAAAUAUAAUUUCCAUGUGGAUUUUAAAUCACAUGUAAACAUUUGUACAUAUGAUAAUAUUAUCGUUGAAGAAAACGAAAAAAAUAAAAGAUCAUCAUAUAAGAUAGUGAAGCAUGGAUCACAUUAAGAUACACGUUAUCUUCAUGGGAUAAUAAUAUCAUAACGCGAGUUACCACAUGUUACCGCGUACGAUAAAAUGUGUACAUAUUUAGGUACAUAUAUUCCUGUUUUAUACUUUGACUAUGUAUGAUACUGCCACUUGCAUUUAUCAAAAAAUUCAGACUCGUUUUACUAUAUAUAUACAUAUUUACGAAAAAUAAUAAACCAAUUUUGACACGCAUUUUUAUCAUGAAUUUCAAGUCGAAUUUUUAGCCAAUACAAGAACAAGGAACAAACGAGAAUGCUUUCUAUAAAUACAUGAGUUCCUUGUGUAAAUCUUUUAUAUAGAAUAUCCCAGUUCUCAUAAGAGUUCAAUUAAUAUGAUAGUUUCCUAUAAAUUCAAAUAACAAAAAUUCCAACAUAGAAUGUCGAUAUAUAACAAUUAGUAAAUUAGUAAACUAUUAUAGCCUCAACAUUCUAUGUUAGGAUUUUCGUCUCUAUUUGUACCUAAGAAACUAUCAUAUCAAUUAAAAUCGCGAAAACUGAAACACCCCAUAUGUUUGUGCCAUUUGUAAAACCUAUAGAAAAAUUUCUCUAGUUGCCAAAUAUACAUAUAUAAUAGAUAUAUUUCCAUGAUUAUGGAAACGAUUGUGUUUAAAAUAAUUUUUGGUAAAUGCUACAUUUUUAUACUUUCCCCUAUGUAUUAUUUUAUAUUUAAGAAUAUAUUAUACUUUAAUUAUGUAUUACUAGUUAGCAUAGUUUUAUCUCGAUAUUAGUAGAAUGUACAAGGGUGAACAUAUGUAGAUUACUGAUGUCAUUUAUGGUAUCUCCGAUCUUCAUAUAUGUUAUCAAGGAAAUGAUCCUGCAUAACAAAGUUUUAGUUGGAGAUCAUUGCUUUUUAAAGUUAUGAACAAAAAAGUUUGAAAAACGUAACAUUUAUUCUCAAUCUUGAAUGAUAUAAUUUAAUGUAAGAAUGACGAUAUACAAGUGAUCAUGGGGGAGGAGUUUCGCCCCGCCCUGCUAGUUAAUUUAACGUAACCUAACCCAAACUUAUUUCCUCAUGAAUAAAAGUUGUAUCCAAUAUUAUGAUAUCUCAUCUCUUCAUCGAAUCAUGAAUUGUUAUAUAUAUGAAGAGAUAUGUGUUAUGAAGAGAGAGUUAUAUUUGUAUAGAGAGGUGUGUCAAAGGUCGCAUCAGUAUUUUACAUAUUUUAUUUUUUAUUUGAUAACUUGAAUAUGUUUCUUUUCAUUUGUAGACAUUUACAUUAACGAACAUUCAUCAAAGAUGUGUUCGUUAAUGUAAAUGUAAUGUAUACUUUAUUAAGGUAAUUAUAUAUCGUUAAUUUAACCGUUUGACUGCUAAGCGAUUCUGGCGAGAACGUUCGAAAACUGCGGGACAUAUUUUGACUUGAUAUUGUCAAAUAAAACACUCUCAUUUAGACAAAUAUCAAUCAAUUUUAAUAAUUCUUUUCGUAUUAUAAAGAAACAAUAUUAAUUGUGAAUGUGAAUAAGAAAAAAUAAACAUUAAAUUGUUUUUUUCUUUGAAAAUUAAAAUUUAUAAAAAGAUAACUUAAAGUUUAUUGAUCUUCUCUUAUGAUCAGCACGUAAAGGAUCAUUUUGAUUAGGGGAAGAUCACUGACUCUUACAUGAAAAAUUUAUGUAUAACAACUAUGUUUUGCCGCAUAAAUAGCGUGAAGGCCUUUUUUGCAACAAGCGCAAAUAAGGCGGGAUCGCUUGAUCCCGCUCCUUCUGUUGCUACACACCGUACAUUGUCGUAAGUUACGUCCCGGUAAUUUUUCAAGCGCAAAUUUUUUGGUUGAUGAAGAUGGUUGUGUUGACACGCUAUUUUUAUGAUUCAUCCACUCCUUUUCGAUAUCGUCAAUAAUUUUCGAUGUAAAUUUGAGCCGGUUCAUUUUUUUUCCGGUAGUGUUGGAAACAUACAAAAUAUAAGAGUUCAGCACCAUUCUUCCAAAUAUGUUGAUAUGAUGAAUUAUAAUAAUGCUAUCAUCACUAGUGGUGUCUGUUCUUUCACCAUCCUCAGAAUCACUAGCAGUCGAAUCAACGUCCAAAAUAAGAGCCCGUGACAUGGUUAUUUUUUAAAAAUAAUAUAUAAAAACGGUAAAAAGUUAUUUUAGAAUGCACUCGUUACCUACUUUACAAAGUACGCGUGAGGUCAGACUACGUUCACACCCACGGAGCAACAAAGAUACACUGAAACUCGCAGCGCAAAAGCGCUGCGUCGCGGUUUUCGAGACAAAUGAACGCAGCGCUUUUGCGCCGCGUAGCAGUCAAACGGUUAAUGAUGACUGUUGGUCGUUGGAAAUUUGUAAAUAUUUUCUGUGACACACACACACACACACACACACACACACACACACACACUUAUUAUUACUCUUUCUAAUAUAUUAAUAUUAUGCAACAUUUAUACGUAAAAGAUAGAAUGAUACAUGACAAUAUGUAAAUAUAUCAUGCAAAAAUGGUAAAAAAAAAAUUAUAAGAUAACGGAACAAUGUAGUUCAUGGAUUAUAUAUAAACGCACACAUGUACAUUUCAUUUCUUUUUUGCGUAAUUAAUUACGAUUAUCGCAACUUUAUUAAUGGCUCGUUACCUUUUUUAACAAACCGAUAUGUUCCUUUAUAUGUACGUGUGUGUGUAUAUUAUAUUGUAAACUAAAUGAUGUGUAUGACUUGCAUAAUAUGCAACAAUUUUGUCUUAAUAACCGUUUAUUUUAUAACAUAGUGGCAGUAUUUCUUUAUAUCGUUAAUUUUUAAGCAUUGAUUUUUGUACCAGUGUUUCUCUCGGUGUUGUAUUAAAAACAUUGCGAGAAAAAAGACUGAUGAGCAUGACAGUUUCUAAAUUUUACUAGAUUCAUUUUUCAGUUAAAUAUUGUUGUCAUGUAUAUUGUAAUAUGAUAAGUCAAUGAUGUAAUAAUUUGCGCGAUAAAUUAUGGAAAAAAUGUCGUAAAUUCGACGUGCAUGUGCCUUAUGGAUAUGUACAAUAUGUCUAAAAGGACAAGUUAAUUAUAUAAAUAUGCGAUUAUGUAAAUAAAUUUCCGCAUAUAUAUAUACUUAUAUUCACGCGAUUCUGUUGUCAUGUCUAAGCAUUUAUAACUAAUGGUUUCUUUGGUGCGAAUCACAAUCAAACCGCAUCUAAUUCAACAUGUACUGAUGCUGAUAGAGUAAGCCUCAUUUGUUUAUUUUGACAUGUACUGAUGCUGAUAGAGUAAGCCUCGUUUGUUUAUUUUGACAUGUACCGAUGUUUAUCGACACAAGUAAUAAGUGAUUAGAUACGAGACUUUUUUCCAGUUUAACGAAAUCUAUCGUUGCGAAUAUAUCUAGAAAUAAGUGAUUGAAACGAUUGAACGUAGUCAAAUAUUCUGACUCUGAGCUCAAUUCUAUCUUUUUUUAUUUCAUUUUAUUAUGCGUAAACAAUUUAUUAUACGUAUACUUUAUAAUUUUUAUAUUUUAAUAACUGUUAUAAAAGCGUACC
Dinoponera quadriceps is the source of this 8025-nucleotide messenger RNA. RefSeq names its product apoptotic protease-activating factor 1 (gene Dark). Gene Ontology annotation, molecular function: protein binding; ADP binding. The transcript is spliced from 14 exons. Bases 124 to 4356 code for a protein of 1410 amino acids. Gene Ontology annotation, biological process: regulation of apoptotic process. The record is from RefSeq and is a predicted model, not a curated record. Lineage: Eukaryota; Metazoa; Arthropoda; Insecta; Hymenoptera; Formicidae.